Molecule: messenger RNA, 2537 nt
Organism: Sinocyclocheilus grahami
Lineage: Eukaryota; Metazoa; Chordata; Actinopteri; Cypriniformes; Cyprinidae
Gene: shld2
Product: shieldin complex subunit 2
Exons: 8
Coding region: 24-2423 (799 amino acids)
Biological process (GO): regulation of double-strand break repair via homologous recombination
Cellular component (GO): site of double-strand break; nucleus
Source: RefSeq, a predicted model, not a curated record
GGCCUCUUUAAUCUGGCAAUCUUAUGACUGGCCCAAUAUCAUUCCAACUUAAGGACUGGAAAAUGGCUAACAAACCAAAGAUUCAUGUUUUUUUGGGUGCCCCAUGUCCCCAAGCACUUGCUGAAGAGGUGCAGGAGAGACCAGCCCCACACUGGAAGACUAUGGACCUCACUUGGAGUCAAGGCAGGUUGAUUCCCAAGGACACCAUUAGAGAAGCCCAAACAGAUGAUGCAUGCGGUACGAUGGUUAGUGGAAGAACACAAUCUGCAGUUACCUCUGAGAGAGCACCUGAGAGUACAAAGGACAGAACGGAAACAUCACAGGAUGAUAGUACUCCAUCGGGCUGCCAGUGCUCUCAAUCCAAGGAAAAGUCUGUUGAAGAAGAGGAGUUGUGUCCUGUAUUAGUGACAGAAUACCUAGAUAGUUGCUUCUCCUCACAUACUAGUUUAAAUAGACAUGGCAGAGAUGGAAGGCCUACCUCGCCUGUUUCAACAGAGACUGAGUAUCUGAGUACAUGGACAAAGUCCCAAGCCUUGCUUCUUCGAAGUAGAGUGUCCCGAUGUGAAACUUCUGGUUUUCUUGAAGACUUUCUUUUUGGUUCUCCACACACCCCUCCCAAACAAACGCCCUCAGCCUCUAUAAGUUCCCCAGAGUUGUACAGUCCUGUGGUCAGCCCUGAAGAGAGGGGCUUGGGGGGAACCUUGCAAAGCUCAGGAGAGUGGCAUAAUGAGAGUCUAAGCCAAAGACAGCAGGAGAGAGGGGUGAUUCUUGAAGUCACACCUGACGGCAUCCUCUGCUCUCAAUGUAAUGCUAUGGCUGAAAAACCUGUGGAUCAUGAGGAAGUUGGGCUUAAUAUUGACUCACCAAUUACAUUUGAACAGACUUCACCUAGUCCCACUACUUCUAAAAGGAUGAAGUUGUCUCAGUCUGUAAGUAAAACUAAAGAAACAACAGAGCAGAGGGCAAGAACUACCGCUGCCCCCCUCUGUGGUCCUUCAACCCUGCUGGCCAGGUGUAAGACUCAUGAUGUACGAUACGCCAUCUUGGUUGCUGUGGUGCAUCCAUGCCACUUAAAAGAGGUCAAAGUGAAAACUGGAGCUUCAGCUGGAACCAGUGUGCCUCUAGCAACACUGAUUGUCACAGACCAAUCAGAUGUGGAGAUGAAGGUGGUGCUAUGGAGGACAGCGGCUUUCUGGGCUCUGACAGUUUUUCCAGGAGAUAUUCUGCUAAUUACAGAUGUGACAGUGCACAUAGACAAGUGGAAGACUGAGACUGUCCUGCAGUCGUCCUUCACCAGUAAGCUGCUGAAUUUGGGACAGGUCACAAGGGAACGUACUCCACUAGCCCCACAGAAUUUGAACUGUCAUAAAUUGAGAACGCUGUGCACUCAUCUGUGUGAGAAGCGCCCCCUGUUGGUGUCUCUGCCUCCUCACAAGCCUCAGGAUUUGCACUCUAUUCCCUUCAUCCGCCUCGGAGCAUUACGUCCUGACACAUUGGUUCAUGCUCUGCUUAGGGUUAAACACUGGAAAUUAAUCACAGCUUGGCGUGAUGAAGCAGAGGGGAUAUCCAGAUCAGGUGGUGUACUAAAAGCCAUUUUGAAUGUGGAGCAAAGAGAUGGCCACCAAGGUGCUGUUAUACUUUGGGGAGCUACUCUCUCUUGGCUGCAGCGUUUGGAGAGGAACAAAGAUGCUGUGUGGGAGUUCAGGCUGCUGCUGGUCAGACAGGAUGUGACCUCAGGUUUGCUAGAGCUGCAUUCUACUCCAUGGAGCACCUGUCAUCCUCUCUUUCCUGAUGACAAUCGAUGUAAGGAGUUUUACAACACUGGCUGCUCACAGAGAACCGCUAGAAGUUUUGAGAUUGAUCUCAGCACACUCCUGUCCCAGAAAUACUCAGGGGAUGUAGAGCUGAGAGUUAAAAUCACGGUGUUCCAGUUCCAGAGCAGUCCAUCCCAGGAGGCCUCACUGUUAAUAGAUGGCAACACGCCCUUGGAGAGGAUCCUGGACGUAGUCUCUGGUGACAUCAUCUUUGCCGGCUGUGGCCAGUGCUCUGCAGAACUGGAAACAGAUGAGAACAGCAUAUACAGACCCUGCUACCCAUGUCUGCCACACACAGGAGUGCGUCGCUACUAUAGGCCAGUUGUUUUAACUGUGAGAGCUGGAGAUGAUCAAAUCUGCGUGCAAGUCCCUUCUGCUCUAGUGCAGAAGAUCCUCCUGAACACUCCCCCAGAUAAGCUACAUAAGACCAUAGCCCCAGCAUCAGAGGUGAGGUUCAUCCAGGUAGUAGCUAACAGGAUUAGUUCCAUAUUGACCCCCAUGAAGAACACAUUUAUCCUGACGGUCCGAAGCCAUUUCCAGUGUGAUGACAACAGCAUUCCUGUCAUUCAGAACUUUUUAUUAUUAGACUUCAGCUCACUAGAGGUGUGAAGAAUAAUAAUGUACCUUUAAGAUGAUGCUGUGUAUUUUAUGAUAGGAUUAUUCUAUGAUUAAGCUGUCUUGUCUAAUUUUAUUAUCUAAUUUUCACAACACAUGAUUAUUUUU